Messenger RNA from Leishmania braziliensis MHOM/BR/75/M2904, 3165 nucleotides. RefSeq names its product putative cyclosporin 16 (gene CYP16). Bases 1 to 3165 code for a protein of 1054 amino acids. The record is from RefSeq and is a predicted model, not a curated record. Gene Ontology annotation, cellular component: catalytic step 2 spliceosome. The transcript has a single exon. NCBI's taxonomy places the organism in Eukaryota, Euglenozoa, Kinetoplastea, Trypanosomatida, Trypanosomatidae. Gene Ontology annotation, molecular function: peptidyl-prolyl cis-trans isomerase activity. Gene Ontology annotation, biological process: protein peptidyl-prolyl isomerization.
AUGCACAUUUCACUGCAGGAUGCACAUGACGUCUUUUCUGCAGAGACGCCAGCGUCCGCGCGCACAACAUCUCUCGUCACGGCGCAGGCGAUCCAUGAUGUGUGCGUCCACCUAGACUCACUCGGUGCCCUGAUUGCCACCAUCGAUGCAGCAGGGGUGGUGCGGGUUUGGCGCAAGCUGCCGCGCGGCCUCCUCUUCAUUACCGAACUGAACAAAGUGUUUCCGCCAGCGUGCAGCGUCGGGGCUACCGCUGGACACGAGCGCCGCACGUGUCAUUACUGGGCACAUGCCUACACGGCGUUGCAGGUGCUAGUGUUUGUGUGCGUGGAGGAAGAAGCGGAGUUCGACCUCGACGCAUCCGCGGCUGUGGCCCAGACACCGCUGCGGACAGUGCGGGUGCAUAUGCGUCAGGUCAACUCAAUCACGCUCACCGUGGAGGAACGCGAUUCUUUUAUCUUCCAGGUCCCAGUCCAGCGAGUCGUCUCUGCGGCCGUCAGCGCGGGGGGCACGGCGCUGCACCGAAACGACGGCGUCCAGCGACGCGCACACGACAGUCGCGGUGCCCAGGACGGUGCAUGUUGGACCCCUUGCACCUCUCUCGCCUACACUCGGCGGCCAGCCUUCCUCACGCACCAGUACGCACCUCACAUCGCCUUCUUCGUAACGCUGCCACCGUCGUCAGCGACGCCUGGCGCGAGGAGCGGUGGUAGCGGUGUCGUCAUGUGCCCCUGCUUCACUUCCGCCAUGUCAAGAGGUGGUCGCUCUAAUCAUACGGCAGGUACUGUUCGCAGCUACGCACCGACCCGGCUCAGCGUAGCAAACGCGAUCGUGGCUUGCGCGCAGCAGGAGUUGGGGCUCGAGCGAACGGGCACCUCUGCCUGCGUCCUGAUCGAUUCGGGUGGUGUUGUGGAUUACUGCACCAUCGAGGCAGCGACAGCGCCUAACACGCUCAGCUCCACUGCGUCGGGAGGACUAACGCUGAGCGUGAUGGCAGGUCUUGCGGUGGUGCCGCCCACUUCACGCGAGGCACGUGUGUGGCGCCAGUGGAUACGCUUUGACCGCCGCCAGCGCACCGGCUUCUUCAGCCUCGUACAGGAUGCGCAGCAAGCUCUCAAGGUGUGCAAAGUGGACAAGAGGCAAGCAACUGCAGACAAGAUUACGGGCGCCAUCGCCGCGGCAGAUGUGCAGGUACUGCCGGCAACCGUGCAGCUCACAUCCGACGGCCGACACGUGUUGAUGUGGAGUUUCCGACUUUUGCGAGUCGCAGCGACGCCAGCAGCAGUGGUGUCGUCGCAGCCCGCCUCACGCAUCCCUUCCACGGAGCGGCGCUAUAAUAUGACCGUCGAGUCAUGCUUGCAUCUGCUAGACUUCACCACUGGCAUGUGCAUCGGCAGACACACGGAGCCCGUCGGCGUAUUCACCACCAGCGAAGACCUUGCGUUUCGGGCAACGGAGUGGGCGGACUACGUUCAGCUCCGCUCCCGCGCCCUGGCACUGCAUCUGCACACGGAGCCGUCCGCAACCGCCAAGAACCAGUUCUACGUAAUGGUGCCUGAGUUACCGGUAGAGCAGUUGCUUGGCGUUCGCGCUGUGUCGCACGAAGCAGCAGAGGUGGCGACGACGGAAGUUGCUGGACGCAUGGUGCAUGUGUACGAGGUGACCCUUGAGGCAGCCGCGUCGUCGCCGAGCGCCGCUCAGUCCUCUGCUACAGUGAGGCGGCUUUCACACGCACCGGGUGAAUGGGAAGCGAUCGUCAGGCGAGGUGCAGGGCACCCACCGCACGGAUCACAUCAUAACCCCACUGAUGUCGGGAAAGACUCGUGCUGGAGUGGCCUAGUGACCUCGCAGACUGCAUGGAAUGUGCUGCACCUUCUGUCCCCCAAUGAGUACGGCCUGACUGUCAAGGAAGGCAGCCACACUCGCGACGAGGCCUGUAGUCGCGCGAAGGCGACGGCUAGGGCGCACUCAGGUCUGUCGAUCUGUCGCGCUCCACUGGUGCUUCUUCGCCGCGCCGUGACCACGUCGCAGGACUUAAAGAACUUAAUUGCCGCCUCCCCUAUCGGGGCUGCGUUAGGGGCAGACGCGCGCAAGGACCUCUUUGUAGCCCCCAGGGCUCCCGACACCACCGGCGGGGCAGCACCAGGGGAAGUGUUGCUGCUCGCUUCUAGCGUGAACAUGUCCUCAGCGGCUCUGCUGGUGUACUCCAGAGAGCGGCCCUGGGGCAGUGCCGCCGUGGGGCGAAUACUGUCCGAAGCCGCACCGUUGCAGACCGAGGAGCAACUCAGUGAAGAGGGUGAACGUCUUCAGGAGCAGCGGCGCCAUGAAACAUGGGCCCAUGCGCUGCGUGAGCUGCACCGUGGACGCGACGACGUGUGCGGAACACUCUUGCUGGCCGCUGUGGCCCCGCAGGCCUUCAGCACCGCAGCGGCGCCUGAGGCUGCAGGUGAAACAACCGCCACAAGCCCGAGCAUAAUUGCAGAUGUGGCUGGCAGCAGCACCAACAAUGGUGAGGCGCAACAGGAGAAGACUACCGAAGCAGCUGCAAUUACUUCGGCGAGGAUCGCUACCACGAGAAGGGCCACACCCGUAACGGACGAAGAAGCUGCGGUGCGCAAGCUUCUAAAGGAUCUAAUCCCGCCACUCAGUACAUUUUCACCGCCCGUGGCGCUCGUGCACGUGCGUGGCUACGGCUCUAUCCGAGUGCACCUACUCCCCAGCAUUGCGCCUCUGGCGACGGACAACUUUGUGCGCCUGGCACGGCGCCACUACUACGACCGACUCACCUUCCACCGGGUCAUCCCAGCCGCGAUUGUGCAAGGCGGAUGCCCGCGUGGCGACGGGACGGGUGGUGAGAGUGCCUUCGCUGACGGAGCUCCGUUCAGCGACGAAGGGCUAGCGCUCUUUCCUUUCUUCUCACACACGGCAAACCCGCUAUGCUGCUGGUUGUGCAUGGCAAACACGGGACCUCACACGAACGGGUCGCAGUUCUUCUUUACCGUGCCCGGCGGUGAGGCGAUGCCGUGGUUGAACGGGCACCACACCGUCUUCGGGUACGCCAUCGAGGGACUUGACGUGGUGCGCGCCAUAAGCGUGGCCGCGCGCGACAAGGAGGACAAGCCGCUCUCUCCCAUCAUGAUGGAGCGGGUGGAUGUGCUGUCUACCUAG